Molecule: messenger RNA, 306 nt
Organism: Symbiodinium necroappetens
Lineage: Eukaryota; Dinophyceae; Suessiales; Symbiodiniaceae
Source: the annotation of a GenBank genome assembly
GACGUGAAGCCCGCGCCGACGGAUUAUCGUCCCAAGACCGACCUGGUGAAACACUCAGGGGGCAACCCGAGGCCUCUGCAUCGCACGGACCCGCGCAAGAGUCCCUUCGACAUUUCCGUGGCUGGUCUGGACGGCGAGGCCAUCUUGAAGCGAGCGCUGAAGAGCCUGGACGAUCGUCCGAAGGACGACUUGGCGGAGAAGUACGACCGCACAACCCCCAGCUGGACGCUGCAGCCACGGAACGAUGCCAAGAUGCGCGAAGCUUACUGCGACAACCUCUACGGUCCGUGGUCAUCUUUCGGCUAG